AUGCAAUGGCUCUUCCGUGCGUGUCGUCUCUCAGAUUCAACUAUUCUCUCCUGUUCUCUUCCACAAAUCCUAGCUCCUCUUCUUCCUGUUCCGAGGAAAUUAAAUAAAUUAGUAUCUGGUAAUCGGAAGAAUCUCCGUAGUUCUUCAGCGAAGGCUGUCUAUUCCGGUGAAGUUUGGGCGGCCGGAAAGAGUUCACCGCGGGGUAUUUGGUCCAUUAGGGAGGACUUGCAAGUUCCAUCUUCCCCAUACUUGUUGGCGUCCGCGCAAGGAGGACAAGGACCGCCUCCGAUGGUGCAAGAGCGGUUCCAGAGUGUUAUCAGUCAACUUUUUCAAUAUAGAAUAAUACGUUGUGGAGGAGCUGUUGAUGAUGAUAUGGCAAACAUUAUAGUUGCUCAGCUUCUCUAUCUUGAUGCUGUUGAUCCUAACAAGGUCUGUUUCAUUCAUUUAUAUAAAAUUUUGGAUUGUGCCGAUGGAAAAAUCUUUUGUUUUAUUGAUAUUCCUGAAUUUUCCUUAAACUCAACUGUGUUGUCAUCUUUCAUGCUUGAUUGUAUUCCAAAAUCUCCUCUAAACUCAACUGUCGGCAACUACUUGGGGUAAGUUUUGUUGUGUUGAGUUGAGAUGAGCAGGUUUCUUAUAUAAAUUGAAAACCUCUAAUGAAAUAAAGAAAAAUAACAGUCUCAUAUCAUGAAAUGGUAAAAUCAUUAUGCAGGGUAAACAGUGGUGACUUAAUGGCCUGUUCUUUGUUUUUAGUUUUUUUACAUCUAUUAUGCAUGGAACCUCAAAAUGCAGCCCUACUCAACUAGUUUACAAUAUUGAGGCUUGAGAACAAUUUUUUUUUUAUGUGUACUGCUGGUUGUUUUUAGUUUUUUUUACAUCCAUUAUGUAAGUCUACAUGGAACCUCAAAAUGCAUCCUUACUCAACUAGUUUGCAAUAUUGAGGCUUGAGAACAUUUUUUUUUGUUUGUGUACUGGUGGUGAUUAUUUUUAAAAAUCUUUCAGUUUAGUCAUUAUUAAGUUGAAUGUUAGGUGGGACUGGUUUAUAUAUAGACCCGCUAUAAGGAAAAUCUUGCAUGUGGCUGCUCUUAGAGUCGAACCUACUAUCUUGUGGUUGCUAGCGAGAGUGUUCUAACAUUUCUCUUGGAAUUACUCUAAUUAAUUUUAAUUUUACUUAAGACUUGUAAAUAAAAAUUCUCAAGGUUAUAUAAAGCAAUGAAGAAAUAGUCUUUUGCUAGCAUACAAUAUUGCUUUAGGGCUUCUCAAGUUGGUGUUUGGAUUGAAUUUUUUUGUGAGAGUUUUCCUACCUCUCGUUACUAGAAUUAUAUUAUGAUUAGACCAUACUGCACUUAUUGUAGUCAUCCUCCUCGGAUCCGUUCCGCACUCCCUCCAAAACAACCUACCAGUACACGGUUUUUUUUUCCUCUGGUUUCUGAAAAAAACAGACUGUCAUUCUGAUUUGAAUUUUUAAGGAGUGAAAGGUCGUUGUAGAUGUGAUACACAAACCACAUCUGACCUGAUAUUUUGUGCAGGAUAUUGUCAUGUGUGUCAACUCUCCAGGAGGAUCAGUUACAGCUGUUAACCUUUUUAAAAAAAAACUACUGCUUUGGCUUUCGGUGUUGAUACUGUUCUAUAUAAUGGGUGUGAACUCAUAUAACUGCUCUGUUUCUUUAUAAAUUAUUAAAUUCCACUUGGUUUCCUUUGAUCUUCUUAGGUAUGGCAAUAUUUGACACCAUGAGGCAUAUCCGACCUGAUGUUUCGAGUGUAUGUGUUGGACUUGCGGCUAGCAUGGGUGCUUUCCUGCUCAGUGCUGGCACCAAAGGAAAGAGAUAUAGCCUUCCAAACUCAAGGAUAAUGAUACAUCAGCCUCUUGGUGGAGCACAAGGUGGACAGCGGACAUAGAUAUUCAGGUAUGUGAUUGUCCAUCGUUUCUUACUAGGGCUUGUUGUUGAUUUGUCUGUUACGUAAAGGGUAUCUAUUUAAGAUAGCAGACACAUUAAAAUGCCUGUGAUCUUCAGAAAAAUUAGACGCGUAGACACGUUUUGAGGAAGUAUGCUGUUUGUAAAUAUGGACAUUCUUGAGGGCAUUGUGGGCAGCAAUUUGUAUUGAACUAGUCCCAUUUUUCUUUAAAUCAGCUUGUCAGUUGCCCCCCCCCCCCC
Ilex paraguariensis (yerba mate) is the source of this 2153-nucleotide messenger RNA. Lineage: Eukaryota; Viridiplantae; Streptophyta; Magnoliopsida; Aquifoliales; Aquifoliaceae. The record is from the annotation of a GenBank genome assembly.